AUGAAAUUUCGCCUAGCUUUGCUCUUUGCUGCUGCAACUGUCUUUGUUGACGGUAGCAACCCGUCAACACUUCCAGAAUCUUACCAGCACGCACUUUCUACUGAGACGCCUACCAAUUCAUUUCAGUUGUUGGAUACUCAAGGAGGCAACAAGUAUCUAAGCUCUUCUUCCAAGGCUGGCACGGCUGGAAGUGGGAAAAAGGCGCUUGAUGAAGAAGAGAGAAACAGCGGGGAGUUGAUUGCCAGCACAGGAAAUAAGCUCUUGACAUGGUUUGAUAAACUCAAGUUCGAUGGAGAAGUGCUUCGUGCAGUUGAUCGUCAGCCCAUUUUUGAUAAUGAGAAAAUCCUUGAGACGAUAAUGCAGUCAGACAAGACAGUCAAUGAUGACGUUGUCAGCUUCAUUCUUCUCCGGGUUGCGCACCAAAAUAUCGUGUCGAAGAUUCGUGGAGAUGAAAGGGAAUAUUAUCUGUCCCUGCUGAAAACCAUUCUUGACGACGAGAAAACCAGAUCUCUUUUUUCGCAGCGUCAUGAUAAAGACAUCAGAUUGGAACUCGAAAGGUCCGGAAACAAAAAAGUUAUUGAUAUUUGGGACGAGUUGGAUAGCAGGCUUUCGGAACCAAAAGAAGACGCGAAUAAGAUCAUUUCGAAACCAUAG
Messenger RNA from Plasmopara halstedii, 654 nucleotides. RefSeq lists its product as uncharacterized. The record is from RefSeq and is a predicted model, not a curated record. The transcript has a single exon. The coding region runs from base 1 to 654 and encodes 217 amino acids. NCBI's taxonomy places the organism in Eukaryota, Oomycota, Peronosporomycetes, Peronosporales, Peronosporaceae.